CGCUCACCAACGUCGCCAAGAAGGCGAUCCCAUCGGACGGCAAGAUGACGUGGCAGAACCCCGACACGGGCGAAGGCUUCAUCCCGAGCCACACGGGCCCCUGCGAGGUGUGGCUCGACAACAAGCGCGUGUUUCAGAACGACGACUGCGCGACCAACUUUGGCGACAAGCCGGCCGCGCACCUCCCCGUCGACUACUCGAGCUGCGCGGGCGACGGCUGCAUGCUGCGCUUUUACUGGAUUGCGCUACACCAGCCUGAGUGGCAAGUCUACAAAAACUGCGUUCCGCUGCAAGGCAACGGCCAGAACCCGGGGCCCGCGCCGCAGCCCAACAGCGGCGGCCAGUGCGCCAACGCCAAGAGCGACCUCGACUACUACGGCAACGACAUCAAGAACCUUGGGGUGUGGGGCAGUGCGCAAGACCAGCUCAGCCAGUGUUGCGCGGCGUGCAGCUCGACCAACGGCUGCGCCGGCUUCUCCAUCAACAGCGGUGUGUGCUGGCUCAAGCACACGCUCGGCAGCCCGACGCCCCGCGCUGGCGUCGUCUCGGCCUCUGCGCCCGGCGCCUCUGCGGGCUCGUCCAGCCAGUGCGGGAGCAGCGUCAGCACCGACGUCGACUACUACGGCAACGACAUCCGCAGCUUUGGCGUCAACGGCGACACGGCAGCGCAGGUCGCGCAGUGCUGCAACGGGUGCUCGACCACGACCGGUUGCGUCGGCUUUUCGAUCAACGCCAACACGUGCUGGCUCAAGAGCUCGGUGGCGAACCCGAGUCCUGCGAAUGGUGUCGUUUCGGUUCGCAUGGCGCAGCACCGCCUUCGUCGCGCUCUCUAGAAAAUGUCGCUUUCGUGUAUUCUCUUGUUGCGUUGUAUAAAUGAAAUGAAAUUCCUGAUUGACGUUGG
Molecule: messenger RNA, 901 nt
Organism: Saprolegnia diclina VS20
Lineage: Eukaryota; Oomycota; Saprolegniomycetes; Saprolegniales; Saprolegniaceae
Exons: 3
Coding region: 45-833 (262 amino acids)
Biological process (GO): proteolysis
Cellular component (GO): extracellular region
Molecular function (GO): protein binding
Source: RefSeq, a predicted model, not a curated record